Halichondria panicea is the source of this 877-nucleotide messenger RNA. RefSeq names its product zinc finger protein-like 1 homolog. NCBI's taxonomy places the organism in Eukaryota, Metazoa, Porifera, Demospongiae, Suberitida, Halichondriidae. Gene Ontology annotation, cellular component: Golgi apparatus. The transcript has 5 exons. The coding region runs from base 55 to 786 and encodes 243 amino acids. The record is from RefSeq and is a predicted model, not a curated record.
UUUCUCUUCUCUACUGUGAAGUGGACACGCCCACCUUCUCUGAUAAAAAUAAUCAUGGGCCUGUGUAAAUGUCCCAAGAGGAAAGUGACUAACUUGUUCUGUUUUGUUCACCGCGUGAAUGUGUGCGAAGACUGUAUGCUAUCGGAUCAUCCCAGAUGUACUGUACAUUCGUAUCUCCAAUGGCUCGAGGACAGUGAUUAUGAUGAUGUUUGUGUUCUGUGCUCUCACUCUAUUCAAGAAGGGCUUGUUCUCAGGCUAUCCUGUUAUGACUUGUUCCAUGACGAGUGUCUACACAGCUACAUGGCCACACAACACUCACAGAAGUGCCCAAAGUGCAAGGAGUUGAUUGUUCCACCACGCCAUUUUAUGUCUCCAGUGGCUGAUCAACUUAGACUCAGUAUAGGAACCUUCCAACCAGCAGCAGCAGCAGCCACCUCUCACAGCAGAGCUGGGGCCACUUCUAACAAGGCUGAGUCCAGGGCUGGGGCCACCUCUAACAUUAACAAGGCUGAGUCCAGGGCUGGGGCCACCUCUCCUCGGAGCAUGGUAGGUAAUGACAAGUAUCACACAAAGGUGUGGAGCUCAGGGCCUCGUCAAUGGUUGAGAGGAGAGCAAUCAAACAAAGUCCUUGAAAGUGGAUUGUAUCGGCUAAUAUUUGCAGUGGGACUGCUUGUGAUAUUGGCUGUGACUCUAAUAAUAGUCAUGACAAGAGUGGGCAGACAAGUGGCUAAAAGUGACACAUCAUUGGACUGGAACUUUAACCCACAACUCAGAACUGGAACUUGAUUAUAAAUUAUAAUUAUACUAAACUAUUAUUGAAAAUGUUCAUAAACAGGAACAAAAAUUAAUGAACAAUGAAUUAUGAACACAAAUCAAA